Etheostoma cragini (Arkansas darter) is the source of this 2053-nucleotide messenger RNA. RefSeq names its product mitogen-activated protein kinase kinase kinase 7-like. The transcript has 14 exons. Gene Ontology annotation, molecular function: MAP kinase kinase kinase activity; ATP binding; magnesium ion binding. Bases 262 to 1779 code for a protein of 505 amino acids. NCBI's taxonomy places the organism in Eukaryota, Metazoa, Chordata, Actinopteri, Perciformes, Percidae. The record is from RefSeq and is a predicted model, not a curated record. Gene Ontology annotation, biological process: positive regulation of canonical NF-kappaB signal transduction; protein phosphorylation; JNK cascade.
CCCUAUGAGAACAGCGGUACGUGAGCGCAGCCCGCUAACGGCGACGAGAGAACCCGGAUGUUCACCGCUCUAGGCAACAGCUCUGCGCGAGCUGCCUGCUGGUUCCCCACUUCCUGAAUUCACGGCAACAGGAGCCUCCUAGCUGACAUCGCAGCGUAUCAUUUUGUCCCGAUAACCACAAGAUAAGCUUUGGAGUUGUUGUUUUUAUCAAAAACUCCAGCCUCGUCGGCUUGCGUCGAGGAGUGUCGCCGCGCUGCCGCGAUGGUGGAGACUCCAGCCGGCUAUCUGUUUGAAGACAUUCAGUAUGAAGACAUCCAAGUCGAAGCGGCUGUUGGCAGAGGGACAUUUGGAGUUGUCUUCAAGGCCGUAUGGAAAGGAAAAGACGUAGCAAUCAAGACCAUUGAGAGUGAAAAUGAGAGGAACGCUUUCCUUGUUGAGCUCCGCCAGCUCUCCCGGGUCAAUCACCCCAACAUUGUUAAGCUGUACGGCUCCUGCGACAACCCAGUCUGUCUGGUCAUGGAGUAUGCAGAAUGCGGCUCUUUGUAUAACCUCCUGCACAGUGCAGACCCACAGCCCCACUACACCGCCUCGCACGCCAUGAGCUGGUGUCUGCAGUGUGCCGAGGGAGUUGCCUAUCUGCACGCUAUCAAGCCAAAGGCCUUAAUUCACCGGGACCUCAAACCACCAAAUCUGCUGCUCGUGGCUCGUGGCACGGUGUUGAAGAUAUGUGACUUUGGAACAGCGUGUGAUAUUCAGACCUACAUGACCAACAACAAAGGCAGCGCAGCCUGGAUGGCACCAGAGGUGUUUGAAGGCAGCAACUACAGUGAAAAGUGUGACGUGUUCAGUUGGGGCAUUAUCCUGUGGGAGGUCAUCACACGCAAGAAACCCUUCGACGAGAUCGGCGGCUCGGCGUUUUGUAUAAUGUGGGCCGUCCACAGAGGUACGCGGCCGCCUCUGAUCAAAGACCUUCCCCAGCCCAUCGAGACUCUGAUGACCCGCUGCUGGGACAAAGAACCCAGCCAGAGACCGUCCAUGGAGGAGGUGAAGAACACCAUGAGCCAGCUCAUGGAGUACUUCCCGGGCUCCGAUGAACCCCUCAAGCUCCCUCACCAGUCUUCAGACAGCAGAAGCGGCUCCUCGUCGGCCACGAGCACAGACUCGUAUGCUGAGUACACCAUCAAGAGUAACAAGAGUGACGACACCCCGGAACACAGAAACUCUGUUGGCCGAGAGGAAACCCUGAAAAGCUUUGAGGCUAAAUUUCCACUCCAGUUCAAACCCUCGAAGACAGCCACGCUGCGGACUGGGCUGUCCAGAGGGCCCAGCGUAGACAGCCAGCCGGGACGCCCCCAAAGCCCCACGCCCUGCACCAGCCCCACAACCACCACCAGCCAAUCGGAGCUGAGGAUGACGUUUUCUCCCACAGCUACCAAUGGUUUAGACAGCUCCAUUCCCAUGGAUUGCCUGAAACUGGAUCACCAGUUACAGCCGCUGACUCCGUGUCCAAACUCCAAAGAGUCCAUGGCCGUGUUCGAGCAGCACAUCAGGAUGGCGCAGGAGUACCUCAAAGUCCAGUCCGAGAUCGCUCACCUCGCCCUGAGGAAACAGGAGCUAAUGUCGGAGCUGGAGCAGGACCAGAGGGAGCAGCAGACUUCGUCCCGGCUCAUCCAGGAGCACAGCAAGCUGCUGGAGGACAACAGCAGCCUGUCUGCCUACUGCCAGGGCCUGAAGAGCAAACUGAGCCUGAUCAAGAGCCAGAACCAGCACCACAGCUAGGAACAGGAGCACCGCCGCCGCCGCCGCCGCCGCUGCAGACAGUCCCCGUUCCCUCUGACGGAUGAGAGGAAACACUCCAUGCACCUACCGUAAAGUAGGGCAGCCCGUUAACCCCUAAAAAAGAACAUAUUUUACUCAACACAAAACAUUGUACCAAGAUAACCGUAACACAGACGGGGCUAAGUGGGCAGAACUUCGGUCCUCUAACAGGAAGCAUGCUCCAUAUCUCCGCUUUCGCCUGUUGGAAUUUAAGUGAUACAACAAAUACGUUUUU